UUCUUCGUAACCUGUAAUCAUCGAUGAAAAUGUAACGUACACUUUUUUUUGUUGCGUUGCAUUAGCAAGCAUAGCAAGAACACGCAUAAUUACAAUUGAUUGAUAACGAUCGGCGAAGGGGCAACGAAUGCAUUGUUGCCUCGCGUCGCGACCGGAGUUAUAGCUCGUCGAAGCUUAAUUUCCGAGUAGCGUCGCUCGCACGGUAAUCGUUUCGCCUUUGACGAGAAAACGUUCGCGCUGCGUGGUCCGAUCCCGUGCGAGAUAAUGCGCGCAACUUCCAUCAGCACUUCCGUCGAGAUCGGCCUCCGCUUCGUCGGAAUCUGGCCGGGUUUGCCGUACGGAACAAUCACUUGGUCCGCGUACAUGACGAGCCUGGUGUUCGCGCUGUACUUUCAGUACGUGUACAUCUUCGGCCACUUCGACGUCUACAACAUCUCGAAUCUCAUGGAUGCGCUUAGUAUCACGCUGUCUUAUAGCCUCGGUUUCCUGAAGCUGGCCUCCCUCUGGUCGAACCGCAGGAUAUUUUAUGAUAUCCUGCUAGCGAUGGAGGAGGAUUGGAGCAACGUUGACAUUUACGACAAACGGGUGUCGUGCAUCAUGGCGAGUAAUGCCAACCUGUCGCGUCGUUGCUCGAACGUGUUAAUCAGCAUUAACGCUACGGCGGCCCUUUCCUACUCCAUGACCAGUCUUCUGCGCUCGGCCGAUUUUCAGGAGGAUCUGAACGUUAGCUCGAGAGAGUUACCUAUAAAAAUGGAAUUUCCCUUCGAAGUUGACGCGUCUCCCCUCUUCGAGCUUUUAGCGGUCGGCCAGGUUCUUCAUGUAGUGUCGAUCGCUGCUUUAGUCGCUAUGAUGAAUUGCCUGAUCAUCACGCUGGUACUUCACGUAAGCGGGCAGAUCGAUAUUCUUCGUCGAGAAUUGUUGACAAUGUGCGACAACGGAACUUCGCAGUGCGAUUCAAUCGUCGCAAGUGUCAAGCUCCUGAUUAUCCGGCAUCAAAGAAUAAUAACGCUUUCGGACAAUAUUGAGGAGCUCUAUUCCGACAUCGCGCUGAUGCAGUUCCUGUCGAAUACCAUUGUCAUCUGUUGCAUCGGCUUCACCAUCAUAGGCUCCAUUGGUAACGAGGGAGCCGUGGUGAUGUUGAAAUCCGUUAUUUUUUACGUCGCCGUAACGUUGGAAGCCUUUAUCUUUUGUUUCGCUGGAGAAUACCUUAGCGCCAAAAGCAAAUCGAUUGGUGAUGCAGUGUACGGGGCGCUCUGGUACAACAUGACACCUGCCGAGUGUCGAAUUCUAUCAUUUGUGAUACUAAGAUCGCAGAAGAGAUUGACGAUCACUGCUGGAAACAUCAUGGACCUUACUCUAGAAGGAUUUACGAGCGUGAUGAAAGCAUCAGCUUCGUAUAUGUCGGUGCUGCACGCGAUGUAUUAAACGAGGCUGUGGAUAACAAUUACUUGUGCCAAGCGCAUCCAUCGUGGUUACCGGCGUAUUGGACGGACAGUACCAAGUGUAGCAUCACUGUUGCAGCGAAAGCCGUUCUAAAUAAAUAUACGGAAAAAGGAAUAUAAAACAAUUAUAGCAAAAUAUAGAAAUAAAUAUAUAUAUAUCUAUUUAUA
Messenger RNA from Solenopsis invicta (red fire ant), 1610 nucleotides. Its product is annotated as odorant receptor 82a. The coding region runs from base 265 to 1425 and encodes 386 amino acids. NCBI's taxonomy places the organism in Eukaryota, Metazoa, Arthropoda, Insecta, Hymenoptera, Formicidae. Gene Ontology annotation, biological process: detection of chemical stimulus involved in sensory perception of smell; sensory perception of smell. Gene Ontology annotation, molecular function: olfactory receptor activity; odorant binding. The transcript is spliced from 6 exons. Gene Ontology annotation, cellular component: plasma membrane. The record is from RefSeq and is a predicted model, not a curated record.